Molecule: messenger RNA, 3300 nt
Organism: Alosa alosa (allis shad)
Lineage: Eukaryota; Metazoa; Chordata; Actinopteri; Clupeiformes; Clupeidae
Product: fibrillin-1-like
Exons: 24
Molecular function (GO): calcium ion binding
Source: RefSeq, a predicted model, not a curated record
AUGAAGUCUACACAGAACCUACGAUUUCUCCUUGAAGUUGACAUUGACGUGUCCAGCCUGGGUGUAGCUAACGAUCUAAAAAAUAUUGUGGCCAAUUUCAGCUAUCCGUUACUAGUGCAAAGUAAUAACAUCACAGAUAUUGAUGUGUCAACUGUAUGUCAACCAAACAACACCGGAUACCAGUGCACAUGUGAAGAGGACUAUUUUUUAUUUUAUAACACCUGUGUUACCUAUGGUGUUUGUGACAGCAUUAUCAAUCAGACAUGCGGAUGUAUUAAUUCCCUUCCAGUCAGCGUACCACUGUGUCAAAAAGAUGUAUGUGGCCAGAGUGAGGUCUGUGGGCCCAAUUCCAACUGUACCAAUGUGCUGGGAGGACACACCUGUUCUUGCUUGCCUGGAUAUAAUUUCACUGAUUCAACUUGUGAAAUCAGUCAAAGUAACCCAUGUUCAGACUUAGAUGAAUGUCUUCAAACACCGUCAGUCUGUGGUCCAAACUCAGUCUGCAACAACACCAUUGGAGACUACAGCUGCUCGUGCUUGAGUGGAUAUAAUGUCAGUGAUCCAAGUGUGCGAAGUAGUGCUAACAAUUCCUGUACAGACAUAAAUGAAUGUGAUGAUAUACCAAACGUAUGUGGACCCAACUCCAACUGCACCAACACCAAUGGAAGCUACAACUGUUCCUGCCUGAGUGGAUAUCGGGAGACCAAUGUUAAUCAAACCAUAAGUGCCAGCAAUCAGUGCACAGAUGUGGAUGAAUGCCUUGAGACCCCACCAGUCUGUGGUCCAAACUCAGUCUGCAACAACACCGUUGGCGACUACAACUGUACAUGCUUGAGUGGCUAUAAUGUGACUGAUCUAAGUGUGCGGAGUAAUGCUGACAAUCCCUGUACAGACAUAAACGAAUGUGUUGUGAUUCCAAACAUUUGUGGCCCCAACUCAAACUGUGCCAAUACCAAUGGAAGUCUUAACUGUUCCUGCUUGACUGGAUAUCAAGUGGCCAACCCAAAUCAAUCCAUAAGUGAUAGCAAUCAGUGCACAGAUGUGGAUGAAUGCCUUCAGACACCGUCAGUCUGUGGUCCAAACUCAGUCUGCAACAACACCAUUGGAGACUACAGCUGCUCGUGCUUGAGUGGAUAUAAUGUCAGUGAUCCAAGUGUGCGAAGUAGUGCUAACAAUUCCUGUACAGACAUAAAUGAAUGUGAUGAUAUACCAAACGUAUGUGGACCCAACUCCAACUGCACCAACACCAAUGGAAGUCAUAACUGUUCCUGCUUGACUGGAUAUCAAGUGGCCAACCCAAAUCAAUCCAUAAGUGAUAGCAAUCAGUGCACAGAUGUGGAUGAAUGCCUUCAGACACCGUCAGUCUGUGGUCCAAACUCAGUCUGCAACAACACCAUUGGAGACUACAGCUGCUCGUGCUUGAGUGGAUAUAAUGUCAGUGAUCCAAGUGUGCGAAGUAGUGCUAACAAUUCCUGUACAGACAUAAAUGAAUGUGAUGAUAUACCAAACGUAUGUGGACCCAACUCCAACUGCACCAACACCAAUGGAAGUCAUAACUGUUCCUGCUUGACUGGAUAUCAAGUGGCCAACCCAAAUCAAUCCAUAAGUGAUAGCAAUCAGUGCACAGAUGUGGAUGAAUGCCUUCAGACCCCACCAGUCUGUGGUCCAAACUCAGUCUGCAACAACACCAUUGGAGACUACAACUGUACAUGCUUGAGUGGAUAUAAUCUCACUGAUCCAAGUUUGAAGAGCAGUGAUGACAAUGCCUGUGCAGAUGUGAAUGAAUGUGACCAGUUACCAUCAAUCUGUGGUCCAAACUCAGUCUGCAACAACACCAUUGGAGACUACAACUGUACAUGCAUGAGUGGAUACAGUGUCAACAAUGAAGAUGUACCAAUAAGUGUUUACAAUCCCUGCACAGAUAUACAUGAAUGUAUGGAGACACCAAAUCUGUGCGGCCCCAACUCAAAUUGUACAAACAAAAAUGGAAGCUACAGCUGUUCAUGCUGGAGUGGAUAUCAAGUAACAAAUGCAAACCAUCCCAUAAGUGACAACAACCAAUGCAUUGACAUAAACGAAUGUGUUGUGAUUCCAAACAUUUGUGGCCCCAACUCAAACUGUGCCAAUACCAAUGGAAGUCUUAACUGUUCCUGCUUGACUGGAUAUCAAGUGGCCAACCCAAAUCAAUCCAUAAGUGAUAGCAAUCAGUGCACAGAUGUGGAUGAAUGCCUUCAGACACCGUCAGUCUGUGGUCCAAACUCAGUCUGCAACAACACCAUUGGAGACUACAGCUGCUCGUGCUUGAGUGGAUAUAAUGUCAGUGAUCCAAGUGUGCGAAGUAGUGCUAACAAUUCCUGUACAGACAUAAAUGAAUGUGAUGAUAUACCAAACGUAUGUGGACCCAACUCCAACUGCACCAACACCAAUGGAAGUCAUAACUGUUCCUGCUUGACUGGAUAUCAAGUGGCCAACCCAAAUCAAUCCAUAAGUGAUAGCAAUCAGUGCACAGAUGUGGAUGAAUGCCUUCAGACCCCACCAGUCUGUGGUCCAAACUCAGUCUGCAACAACACCAUUGGAGACUACAACUGUACAUGCUUGAGUGGAUAUAAUCUCACUGAUCCAAGUUUGAAGAGCAGUGAUGACAAUGCCUGUGCAGAUGUGAAUGAAUGUGACCAGUUACCAUCAAUCUGUGGUCCAAACUCAGUCUGCAACAACACCAUUGGAGACUACAACUGUACAUGCAUGAGUGGAUACAGUGUCAACAAUGAAGAUGUACCAAUAAGUGUUUACAAUCCCUGCACAGAUAUACAUGAAUGUAUGGAGACACCAAAUCUGUGCGGCCCCAACUCAAAUUGUACAAACAAAAAUGGAAGCUACAGCUGUUCAUGCUGGAGUGGAUAUCAAGUAACAAAUGCAAACCAUCCCAUAAGUGACAACAACCAAUGCAUUGAUGUGAAUGAAUGUGUUGAGACUCCAAACGUAUGUGGGCCCAACUCAAACUGUACCAAUAACAUUGGAAGCUACAGCUGUUUCUGCCUGAUCGGAUAUCAAGUGACCAAUGCAAACCAAACCAUAAGUGUCAGCAAUCAGUGCACAGAUAUCAAUGAGUGUCUUCAGACUCCCUCAAUCUGUGGACCAUUCUCUGUCUGCAAUAACACAGUUGGCCAUUACACCUGCUCAUGUCUUAGUGGUUACACUGUCAACAAUGCAGAUCCACUAAUCACUGUUGACAAUCCCUGCACAGUCAUAACAACACCAGCUCCUACAACAACAACAGCAACAACAACAACACCAGCUCUU